This is a messenger RNA of Penicillium macrosclerotiorum, 1326 nucleotides long. RefSeq names its product mannose-1-phosphate guanylyltransferase. Bases 1 to 1326 code for a protein of 441 amino acids. The record is from RefSeq and is a predicted model, not a curated record. The transcript is spliced from 4 exons. Gene Ontology annotation, biological process: biosynthetic process. Lineage: Eukaryota; Fungi; Ascomycota; Eurotiomycetes; Eurotiales; Aspergillaceae. Gene Ontology annotation, molecular function: transferase activity. Gene Ontology annotation, cellular component: cytoplasm.
AUGCUCCACGUACCAGUCCGGGAUCACUCUCACCAGCCCUCCUCUACCAAGGCUGUGAUCUUGGUCGGAGGUCCAUCCAGAGGUACACGAUUUCGCCCAUUGUCGCUCGAUGUUCCCAAGCCCCUGUUCGAAGUCGCCGGCCACCCCAUCAUCAACCACUGUCUCAAGGCGAUCGCAAAGGUCCCCGAUGUGCGCGAGGUUAUUUUGAUCGGAUACUACGACGAGACAGUCUUCCGGGAUUUCAUUAAGGAUGCCGCGAAGGAAUUCCCCCAGUUCCGCAUCCAGUAUUUGCGGGAGUACACAGCAUUGGGCACUGCAGGUGGCCUGUACCACUUCCGCGAUGCGAUCCUCAAAGGCAAACCGGAGCGCUUGCUUGUGCUGAAUGCUGAUGUCUGCUGCUCAUUCCCAUUGGGUGAGAUGCUGCGUCUGUUCGAGGAGAAGGAUGCGGAGGCUGUGAUUCUGGGAACCCGGGUAGGAAACGAGGCGGCCACCAACUUCGGCUGCAUCGUGUCCGACUCGCACACCAAGCGUGUGCUGCACUACGUCGAGAAGCCCGAGUCCCACAUCUCCAACCUCAUCAACUGCGGCGUCUACCUGUUUGCCACCGAGUGCAUAUUCCCUGCCAUCCGCAGCGCCAUCAAGCGCCGUACCACCCGCCCGCGCCUUCUCUCUUACCCAUCCUCCGAUAACCUCGAGUCAUCCUUCAUUGCUGGUACUGGUGAGGACGAGGACUCCGAACAGAGCGAGGUCAUUCGCCUGGAGCAGGAUAUUCUCUCCGAUCUGGCUGAUAGCAACCGCUUCUUUGUUCACGAGACCAAGGACUUCUGGCGCCAGAUCAAAACCGCUGGCUCCGCUGUGCCCGCCAACGCGCUGUACCUUCAGAAGGCCUUCCAGGCCCAAUCCGAAGAACUGACCCCUCCCUCCGCCACCAUUGUGCCCCCCGUCUUUAUCCACCCUACUGCCACCGUUGACCCGACUGCCAAGCUGGGUCCCAACGUCUCCAUUGGCCCCCGUGUCGUUGUUGGAGCCGGUGCCCGUAUCAAAGAUGCGAUUGUGCUUGAGGACGCCGAGAUCCGCCACGACGCCUGCGUCAUGCACUCCAUCAUUGGCUGGAGCAGCCGCGUCGGCGCCUGGGCCCGUGUGGAGGGCACCCCGAUCCCUAUCGGCAGCCACUCGACCAGCAUCGUCAAGCAGGGCGUCAAGGUCCAGAGCAUCACCAUUCUGGGCAAGGAAUGUGGCGUCGGCGACGAGGUCCGCGUGCAGAACUGUGUCUGCCUGCCGUAUAAGGAGCUCAAGCGCGACGUCGCCAACGAGGUCAUCAUGUAA